Molecule: messenger RNA, 1059 nt
Organism: Soboliphyme baturini
Lineage: Eukaryota; Metazoa; Nematoda; Enoplea; Dioctophymatida; Soboliphymatidae
Source: the annotation of a GenBank genome assembly
CUGAUAGAACAGACAUAUUGGUCUUUGGUCAAGAACUUAAACGACUUGUGUAACAGGUAUUUUCACGAUGUACAAAAUCACUUCGUCCGCGUCAAUCGCAGCCUCGACGAGGCAUUGGCCAAAAGCGCUAGCGUGUCGAAAAGCAAAGAACAGGAAUGCUUUGAGGCUCAAAAUGAACUAACGUCCGUCGGAACCUGUUUCGCACAUUCGUCCUUAGACUACAUUUAUCAGAUGAACCUAAUGCACGCGACAAAGAAAUACAAGAUCACCGAGGCUUUUCUGUCAUAUAUACGUGCGUGCGAAACUUACUUCCAUCAAGGCUAUGACCUAUUUGGAGACGAAUGGUCAAAGACUAAGGAUACGUUGAAUGACCAACUGACUCGAUUCAAGAACGAGGAGCGUCAAGUGGAAAAGAAAAUGCAAGACCGACAUGCUAUCGUUCCCAAGGAGAUAUUUGAGCACCCGCCUGGGAUGCCGCUUGAUCCUGAAAUAGUGGUUGAAGGAUAUCUCUUCAAGCGAUCUUCAAAAGCUAUUAAAACCUGGCAUAGGAGAUGGUUUAUGGUCAGGGACAACAAAUUCCUGUAUUGUCAUCGGGAAUCGUUCACAGUUAUGGAAUCUGACCUGCGUCUUUGCCUCGUUCGACCACUGCCCGCUAGCUUUGAUCGAAGGAAUUUACGAAUUUCGCUGCUCUUCUCAGACUCUGAAUCGCUCUGCCUCGGGUGGAUCAAAGCUUUGCAGCGAACGAUCGAAUCAGCUCUUCAUGACUGCUCCAUAUCUGAGGUAUCUGCAAGUUUGCCGCUUGAAAGGGAUCCACAAAAGAAUUGUUUCUCAAUAGUAACAGCUAAAGGGAAAACUGGCAAAGAAAACUGCAAUCCAAACUAUGCAAAUUCUUCAUCUUCUUCAUCUUCAUCUUCCAUCGCCGCUUCUCCUUUCGGGUCGCAGAGGCAGACGCGUCAGACAGCGCUUCCAACGUUCCCGAUCCUGUGCCAGAGUCUGAGCUUGGGCAAAAGACAAAUGCAUUCUGGAACAGACUCCUUCCAUAUGUUUGCACCAGGUUAA